Ostrinia nubilalis (European corn borer) is the source of this 3538-nucleotide messenger RNA. It is a transcript of the gene Hrb27C, whose product is annotated as heterogeneous nuclear ribonucleoprotein 27C. The transcript has 10 exons. Bases 106 to 1494 code for a protein of 462 amino acids. Gene Ontology annotation, biological process: regulation of translation. NCBI's taxonomy places the organism in Eukaryota, Metazoa, Arthropoda, Insecta, Lepidoptera, Crambidae. The record is from RefSeq and is a predicted model, not a curated record. Gene Ontology annotation, molecular function: mRNA binding.
GAAAGCGGAAGUGGUUGGUCCGCCAUAAUCAUUCGUGUGGGUCUGUGCUUGUGUGGUUUAGGUUUCUUGCCGGUGCCAAUAAUUAUUUUUAAUUAGUAGUAAGUUAUGCGUAUGAAUCCAGACAUGGACGAUGACGAGAAGGGAAAACUGUUCGUCGGUGGUCUGUCAUGGGAGACAUCACAGGAGAACCUGCAGCGCUACUUCUCCCGGUACGGGGAGGUGAUCGACUGCGUCGUAAUGAAGAACAGCGAGUCUGGCCGCUCCAGGGGAUUCGGAUUCGUGACCUUCGCCGAGCCGUCGCUCGUCAACGUGGUCCUCCAGAAUGGACCCCACCAGCUUGAUGGCAGGACUAUUGACCCGAAGCCGUGCAACCCUCGCACGCUUCAGAAGCCGAAGCGCGGCGGCGGCUACCCCAAGGUCUUCCUUGGCGGUCUGCCGUCUAACAUCACGGAGACCGAUCUUAGGGUCUUCUUCGGCCGCUACGGCAAGGUCAUGGAGGUCGUCAUCAUGUACGAUCAGGAGAAGAAGAAGUCCAGGGGUUUCGGCUUCUUGUCGUUCGAAGAUGAGAUGUCUGUUGAGAGAGUGACACAGGAGCAUUUCAUCAACCUCAACGGAAAGCAGGUGGAGAUCAAGCGUGCGGAGCCCCGUGACGGCUCCGGCAAGCUCGGCUCCGGAUCCGGCGGCAUGGGCGGCGGCGGCAUGAGCGCGCCCGGCGACGCGCCACAGGCGGGCCAAUGGGGCCCCCCGGCCGCGGCCCCCAUCAACAUGAUCCAGGGCCACAACGGCCAAAUGGGUGGCCCCCCGAUCAACAUGCCGAUGGCUGGCCCUAACAUCAUGCAAGGCUACCAAGGCUGGGGCACGUCUCCAGGGCAGACGUCGUAUGCGGGCUACGGCGCAGCGGGCGCGGGCGCGGGCCCCGGCAACUACCAAGGUUGGGGCGCGCCCCCGGCGCCCCAGGCCCCGCCUCACGCGCCCGCCUGGCCCGCCACCAACAACUACACGCAGCACACGCAGCCGCCGGCCCAGGGAUACGGCAGCUACGCUAACUACAGCUCGGCGCCAGCGGGCGCGUCCGCCGGCGGCAGUUGGACCAAUUGGAACAUGCCUCAAAACUCCAACUCCACGGGAUCAGGUUCGUACGUGCCGCUGUCCGAAGGCGGCGAGAUGUAUGGCCGCGGCGGAGCGGGCGGCGGCGCUGCGCAGCCUCCGCUGUCCGCCGCGCUGUCCUCCGCAGCGCUGUCCAAGUCGUCGUCCGCCGACUACUCCACGUACCAGCAGUACCCGCCCGCUUACCAGCAGGACCAGGGCUCCUCGUACGGCGGGUCGCGCUACGCCGGCGAGUACCACGCGCCCUCGUCGCAGCCGCCAGGGGAUGAUUAUGAGUACACAGGCGGAUCUGGAGAUGGAUAUCAACGGUCAUCAAAGCGGAGCUACCAUGGUGCGACAUCUGGCGGCGCUGCCUCGGCAUCAUCGUACCAUCCCUAUCGACGUUAACGAGUGACCGCACCCCCCGCUCCCCUCAAGCAACCACCAACCAGAGGUUAGGUAUCGUGACGUUACACUUCCAAAAACCUUCCUACAUACAUAAAUAGCUGUAAUAAAACUAAACAUUAGGAACCAUCACAAGCCUUAGCCUGUACUUUAGAUUUAACCUUUUGAUACCUUCCUCUGUUAUUUCUUGAAUACUUGGAAGCGGACGGCCUCCUCGCCAGGAGAUUUCAUUUCCUUUCGCUGACGUCCUGGUGGAACCGUCGCGCGUAUCUCGAGCUGUAGGUAUACUGUAAAAUAUUAUAUUAUCUUUUUUCUAUGCAAUCACUGAGUUUGUAAAUGGUUUUUAAUGGAACUGAUUCAUAAGAAACGUCCCGUUCAUGUCUAAAAGGCAACUUGGUUGAUUCGAUUUUAAUAAUUAUAUUUACUUUACAUUUGGCAUGAAAGUGAAUGUUAUACUCGUCCAAAUAUUAAUUGCAUAUCAAAUGAACUUAUUUAAUUGUUUUAAACUAGCUCAGUCAGUACGACGAGAUGGCUGAGCGUUUUUGUUUUGGUCCAAACUAAGUGGGGCGUUUUCUUAUGUGUCUAUUUCCCUUUAAUUUACUUAGGUUAGUAGAGUAGUUUUUCUUUUGGACAUAUUUGUGUAGUGUGGAUUUUGAUUCCGGACCAGUAUGCGUUUAGAAGCUAAAAAUUGCCAGUUGUAAUCGUUUCGUUUGUACUGGAAUGUUCUGAUGCCUCCUUUAUUGUAAAUAAUUACCAAAACACAUAUGAGCCAAGCACUAAUCUUUAGAUGCCCAUGUUUUAUAUUAAUUUAUACUUUAUUAUAGGUAACUAUUUCAUUCCAAAAGAGCCGUACUAUUAAUGUAGGUACAUUUUCUUAAUGAUAUUGAAAAUAGUAAGGAUUAGUUUGCAAUAAGCACCAUUUUUAUCGAUUUCUAAGAAUAUUUAUAAUAUGUCCUAUGUCCGGGCAUCUAGAGAGACGUAACAUUGAAACUUUCGUCAUAUUCAUUAUAGGGAAACAACUAAAUUGACUUGUAUUUAUAAUAUGAAUUAAUAUUUUUAUAAGAACAUUUCAAGGACAAAUUUUUCAAGUUUGAACAAUUUACAAACCUUAUCUACCUAGCAAUGUUUCUAUGUAAGUUAAUAAUAUUGUACUGAACUUUCGAAUCAUGUGAAAGUAAUUUUUAAGAUUAUUAGAUAUGGUAAAUUUCAAUUUACUGAUGUGUUGAUUGCCUCGUGGACGCAUUGGCGCGGGUAUAUUUAAUUAAUAUGUGAAUUUUAAAACAACGGUUUCGUUCAAAUAGUUUCAAGUCUUCAGAGAAAUUGCAAUGUUAGCAAUGCCCAAUCUUUGACACUUGUAUUUUUGUUUACUUUAAUAAAAGUACCAAUAAUUUUAAGUUUUAUUUAAAUUCACUGAUAAGACUGGCUAGUGAUCCUUCCCCGAAUAAGCUCAGGCUAGGUCAGAGGUGUCUCUGGUAGGUUCAAAAUAAUAAUUAGAAACAUUCCUUUAUUUUUAUAAUAAACAUUUUAUUUUUGAAUCAUUUUGAAUUACAUUUUGUAGCACAAUUAGAUAGGCCUUGUAAUAUUUAAAUAAUGUACGAUUAAAAUUUAAUGACAUCGGGUAAGCACAAUCGAAAAUAGAUCAGCGUAAUGUAAUAAAUAUGUAAUUAAAAUUAAUGUUUAUAUUUAUAACGAUGUAUAAUGUAAAAUAGAUUUUAAAUGUACAUUAUAAUGUUCUAAUAAUAAAUCGAUUAGUUUAAAACAGAUGGACAGGUAUUACAUUAGGUCAGACAUUUAUAAUUUACUAGAUAUAUUACUAUCUAUCUUUAAUAUUAGGCUCUAAAAUUAAGAGGUAUUUAGCACACAGGAAAUAAUUUUAUUAGUCAUAAUAUUUCGUUAUCUGGACCGUAGAAAUAAUGUGAGCCACACACAUUGUCUAAGUUUGGCUUAGACUUUAAUUUUAAUAAUAAUUAAUCAUGUCCUUACAAUAGAAAUUAGUUUUACGGAAAAUUCUUAUGCAGAAUCAUCUAAAUAAAUUGUGUAAAGUUAA